Messenger RNA from Leptidea sinapis, 6604 nucleotides. Its product is annotated as probable phosphorylase b kinase regulatory subunit alpha. Gene Ontology annotation, biological process: glycogen metabolic process. Gene Ontology annotation, cellular component: phosphorylase kinase complex. The record is from RefSeq and is a predicted model, not a curated record. Lineage: Eukaryota; Metazoa; Arthropoda; Insecta; Lepidoptera; Pieridae. The transcript is spliced from 18 exons. Bases 234 to 3923 code for a protein of 1229 amino acids. Gene Ontology annotation, molecular function: calmodulin binding.
AUUUACAAAUACUAUUUACAUUUCGUUUAAAAUUUAAUAAAUAUCUAUGUAUUUUUAUACUAUUUAGCAUUUGUUAUUUUAUUGUUUGAAAUUAUAACUUAUUGAUAAGAAAGUAUAACUUACAUGUUUCCACUUUUUUUGAUUUUGCUUUUAUAUUACUAUAAAUAUACCUAGUUGUUGGAACUGAAUCAAAAAUAUUUUAGUGGUCUAAAUAUACAUACACAGCCUACAAUAUGAGAACUAGAAGUAAUUCUGGAGUUCGAUUAGAUUAUUAUCAACGUAUUGUGCACAAAUUGAUCCUAGAUCACCAGCAGCCAGUAACAGGAUUAUUCCCUGCAAGUCCACAGAAUGAUCAUGCUUGGAUCAGAGAUAACUUAUACUGCAUAUUGGCUGUGUGGGGUCUUUCUAUGGCUUUCAAGAAAAUUGCUGAUCAAGAUGAAGACCGUGCCAAAACAUAUGAGUUAGAGCAAAGUUGUGUUAAACUUAUGAGAGGUCUUUUAAUGGCAAUGAUGCAGCAAAAAGAAAAGGUGGAACAAUUUAAAAGCACACAGAAUCCCCUAGAUUCUUUACAUGCUAAAUAUUCAUCCACCACUGGACAGACAGUUGUCACAGACACUGAAUGGGGUCACUUACAGAUUGAUGCCAUUUCUCUUUAUCUUCUAGUAUUAGCACAAAUGACAGCUUCUGGGCUACAAAUUGUUUUCUCUCUUGACGAAGUUGCCUUCAUACAAAAUCUAGUAUUCUACAUUGAAUCAGCAUAUUGCACUCCAGAUUAUGGAAUUUGGGAGAGAGGUGAUAAAACCAACCAUGGUUUGCCCGAACUAAACGCAAGCUCAAUUGGGAUGGCUAAGGCUGCUCUUGAGGCUAUGAAUGAGUUGGACCUUUUUGGGGCCCGGGGAGGGCCAUCUAGUGUAAUUCAUGUUUUGGCAGAUGAGGCGCAGAAAUGCCAAGCUGUCUUACAAUCAAUGCUUCCAAGAGAAUCCAACAGCAAAGAGCUGGAUUCGGGGUUGCUAUCCAUUAUUAGCUAUCCAGCUUUUGCUGUGGAUGACCCCAACUUAAUAGCUAAAACUAGAGAUACUAUAGUCAACAAACUUCAAGGAAAAUAUGGUUGUAAAAGGUUUCUUAGAGAUGGGCAUAAAACUCCCAGGGAAGAUCCAAAUAGAUUAUAUUAUGAACCAUGGGAAUUGAGAAUGUUUGAGAACAUUGAAUGUGAGUGGCCACUGUUCUUCUGUUACCUUAUACUUGACUAUUGUUUUCAAGGAGAUAAAAAUAAUAUAGCUGAAUAUAUGCAAAAGUUAGAAAAAAUUAUGAUUAGAAAAGAUAAUGGAAUGAAGUUAGUCCCGGAACUGUACUCUGUGCCAGCUGAUAAAGCCCACCUUGAACAAAGUGAACCUGGCACACAGGAAAGAAUACCCAUGGGAAGAUGUCCUUUUAUUUGGGGACAAUCUUUGUACAUACUCGGGAAAUUAUUGCAAGAGGGUUUCCUAGCUGUUGGAGAACUAGAUCCAUUAAACAGAAGGUUAUGUUCGGAAAAGAAGCCAGAUGUUGUGGUUCAGAUUGUGAUAUUGGCCGAAGACAAUGAAAUUCGGGAUAAGCUGCUGGAAUAUGACUUACAUGUUCAAACUAUAAAUGAGGUGGCUCCAAUAGAAGUGCAGCCCGCUAGAGUACUAAGUCACCUGUACACAUAUUUAGGUAGAAAUAAAAAGUUGGGCCUGUCGGGUAGAAAAUCUCGCGACGUGGGCAUUCUAAGUACAAGCAAGCUGUAUACAUUAAAUGACCGCAUCUUCGCGUUCACACCGCAGAAUUUUGACUACGAGGAGUACUACAUGACUCGUGACCCGGCGUUGCUUGCAAGCACUUUUACGGCGAACGUUGCGUUCCUCGGCAUGAGUUGGAAACAAAUGUUAGGACGGCCCACCAUCACAUUACUUGCCACCCAGUAUUUAUUAGAUCAAGGUAAAAUACCAAUGGCAAUGAUAACAACAAUGAAAAAAUUAAAAUCAGGUUAUAUAAAUGGAACAAGAGUUACUCUGGGGAAUCUCGGUGAUUUCUUAAGUACUUCUGCAAUAACAAAUUUAAGCUUUCUUGGUAGUCAAGAAGAUGGCUAUCCGGACAAAUUGAACCCUCAAGUGCAAAGCUACCUGGAGGAACAUUUAUUGAAGUCGUUUAGCAAUAAGUUCAGUUUUAUGUCGCGACCGUCUGGCUCACGCAGCCGUACUCUUCGACGCAGGAUGUCAGUUCGAGGGGCGAUUAAGAAGACCAGAUCUAUCAAUGUUGACUCUGACACAUUGGGAAUGGAAAGAGAGAACACUGGAUCCCAUGGUCCGUUGGAAAGGAAACCUUCCUGGCUUGAUGUUGAUGUCACAUUUGGCCGCAGCCCAUCACCCGAAGAUGCUAAAAAGAGAGCAUUUACAAAGGGCACAUCUACUACAAGCCUCAUAGUAACACCAACUAUUGAAGUAACUAAAGAGAAGUCACCAACCCCACCGAAAGAAGAAGUGGUGAACAAGCCAGCCCGCAACCGCACGGCUUCUGAGAACAUCGUGUACGCCGAGCAGGAGACAGACGAGCUGAUCGCGAUGCUGCGGGAGACAGAGAACCUGGAUGAGCAGGGUGAUAUACUGCAGUAUCUGGUGGACACGCACGGCCUCGACUUUAACACGGGUAUGUUCGAGAACGGUAAGCCGGUGACCGUCAAGGAUCUGCUCAAAGUGCUAUACGAGAAGGCGUGUACUCAAAAGCUGUGGGGUCUUGUACGUCACUCGGCCGGGAUGCUCGGAAAACGUGUGGAAGACCUGGCGAAGGCUGUCACGGACUUGCUUGUGAGACAGAAGCAGAUAACAGUGGGCAUGCCACCGAGUAAUGAAUAUACCAUUAUUGCACCGCUUCCCGAGAACGAAUUGCGGCAGUUGAUUCAUUGCGCGUAUGGAGACGACGAGAGUACUGCUAUGUUGACGCAAGAGUUGUUAGUGUACCUGGCCAUGUUCAUCAGGACUGAGCCACAGCUGUUCCUGGAGAUGUUGCGGCUUCGUGUGGGGCUCAUCAUUCAGGUAAUGGCAACGGAGCUAUCACGUACACUGUCGUGCAACGGUGAGGAAGCAUCAGAACAUCUACUGAACCUGUCACCAUUCGAAAUGAAAAAUCUCCUCUACCACAUCCUGAGUGGAAAGGAGUUUGCCAUUAACAGUGCUAAUUCACUUUUCGGUAUAACGGAUAAAGUUAACAAAGUUGGGCGCGGCAACUUUUCAAUUGUAAGCAACAAAUCUAAUCGUUAUGGGAAGAAAUCUCAGAUAAUUCUGGAGGGGCAGAAUCUUCAAAGUGGCAUCGAGGAAGCAACGCCCAUAGCGGCCGAGCCGGACCGUCAAGGGCAAUGGUUGAGGCGUCGUCGGCUAGAUGGAGCACUGAACCGGGUCCCUAGGGACUUCUAUCCUAAGGUCUGGAUGAUUCUGGAAAAGUGUCAAGGACUCGUCAUUCAGGGGAAAAUACUGCAACCGAAUCUGACCCAAGAAAUGACACCUGGGGAGUUAAAAUUUGCGCUCGCGGUGGAGACUGUUCUCAACUCCAUCCCGCAGCCCGAAUACAGGCAGCUGGUUGUAGAAGCGCUAAUGGUGCUGACUCUGAUUGUAGAGUACAAGACCAUCAACCACUUGGGUGCCAUGAUAACGGUGGAACAUCUGGUGCAUAAGGCGAAUCAGAUAUUUCUGGAUGAUCAGAUGCGUUGUAACGGCGACGCGACGCUGUGCUGCGCCGGCGCGGGCCCGGGCGGGGAGGUGUGCGGGGGCGCGGGGGGCGUGUGCCAGCUGCUGUACGACAGUGCCCCGAGCGGCAGCUACGGUACCAUGACGUACCUGGCGCGCGCUGUUGCCGCUCUGUUGGCCGAGCGCCUGCCGCAGGACACGCCCAUACAGUGCAAUGUCACCUAACACGCUAUUACUAUACCUACUCUUUAGGCUGCAUUUUUUGCUCGACGUAGUGCGUACGGUAUUAGUUAUUUAUGCAACUGUUGUGCAAUAAGGGGCAUUAAAACACGAAUGUGGAUUUGUUAUUGUGAUAAUAGUAUCACAUGAGUGUUUUAAUACCUAAUUAUCAACAGUUGCAUACAAGACUUUAUCUAGAAUAUGAAUCCUCUAAAUGAUUCUGCAACAGUUAGCUUACUGCUAACAUUAAAAUACAAAUCCUAGUAGUAACCUAAUAUCAUUCAUUACUGAUUAUAAACAAAUAAACUAAGUAUUAAUGAAAGAAUUAUUUAUUUUAGUAGUAAUUUACAUAUUGUAUAGUUUAAUAAUUAAAAUUCACUCUAAUAUAAUGUUCCUUUGCAGCGUUUAAAAUGAAUCGCUCAUUUUUUGUAAACAAAACAAUAAAAAUAUCAAAGAAAAAUGGCGGGGAUUCGAAUAAAAUACUUUUGCAAUAAGCUAACUGUUUCAAAAUGUUUAAUAGAGGAUUUAAAACAUGGGUGUAGAUAAAAUACGUUUACGGCCGUUCCCAAUAUACUAUCUACAGAUAAAGAUAAAUUACCACCUUCUACUGUCAACAAUCUGAAGCUGUUCCAAUAUACCCGAUAAAUCAUUCUUAUCGCCUUAUAUUGAGAUGCGUGUUGCAAUUUCCAUAGAAAAAUCUAUCGCUGGUAAGCUAUACGUCCUCCCAUUGACAGACAACGUGUACGAGUAAGGUGAGUUAACGUCGAUAAGUUUAUUGGGACAGAAAAGUCAACGAUAGUUACAAUUAUCUCAAGUAGGCCACAACCGGAGAUAGACUGAAUAUUGGGUAUGGCCGUAAGUGCUCAGCUGACAGCAAACUUGAUUGCGCUUGUACAAUUCCGAAGAAAAAUGACCUUAACCUCUUUAAUAAUAAUAAUAAAGCCUUUAUUAAUGAUUUUCCAUUUGAUUUCUACAUUUUAGUGUUAGUAUGUUAGUACGGUUAGUCGACAAACAUGAUUAUUUUAUUAUUAACUUUUAUGUAAGUAAGUUAUAAUGCAUGCACUAUGUUAGUUUUCUUGAUUAUUUUCAAAUGGAUCCCAGUUAGGUAAAGGCCUCCUCCCAACCUCUUUAAUACGAGCACAUAAUACUUACGUAAACGAUUACGGCAUAAAAGACGGAGAAGAUAUCAUUUUUACCCAAUCAUAGAGAGUCAAAUUUAAGGAGAAGUUUAUACAAUAAUUUACGAAUAUAACCGACCGAUGUGAACGCUGUCCGUCGGUCGAGCACUAAAUGCAGCCUUAAAGCUAGGCUUAGAACCAGUUUUAAAAUGUCUAUCUUUUGUUUCGUUUUCUUAAGGGAAUUGUUUUAAAGCCUUAGCGGUUAAUUCCGCGAGAGUGGAAUCAAGACGAGUGUAUCUAACGAUUGGUAAACCGCAACUAUCUAGCCAUAUUAUAAAAAAUGUUAGGUAAAUAUAUUAAUGUCACUAAAAAACAAUCCAAAUGACUCUGUGAUAAAAAAAAAUCUAAACCAUUUUAUUUAAGAAAACGAAAUAACGAACUUAAAUAACAAAUAACUGUAAAUAUUGGUUAAAGGUUAAACAAAACCAAAUAACAAGUUCUCAAUGUAUUUAAACAUUCACCAGAUAAAAUUUGUUUUUAGUUUCCAAGCCUUCCUUAAGGCACAGAUAUUGCUGACCCGGGCAGAUAUUAGUGUGACGAUAUGUAUAAAACAUGUGUGUAAAGUAUUCAACAGGUUCCUUCCAUAUUCUUAAUUCGGGAAUCAAGAAAUGUUUAUCAAUUUAAGAUUAUAUUGAUGUUCAUGAUCAUUUUGUUACAAGAUUGUUCACUUAUUUAUUUGGAUCAUCCAUAUUACAUAUUAUAUAUAAAGUUAUGCUAGGUACAAUUCUGAUAUAUGUAAAAAUUAAAGAUUAACACAUCAUUUGAUGAUCACCUAACAAAUAUUACAAUAAAAAUAUUAAGUUAUUUAAUUUACACUAUAAAAUGACGGUAAACCUGAAUGCUGUUUUGAUAUUUUAUAAGUGUGUAGAUAAAUAUGUUCUUCAAUUGAAUAUUUGCUGUUUAGAGUUGUUCUUAGUAGUUUAGUCAGAACUAAGAAUACAGAAGUGUAAAUUUUAUAGCACCUUAGAAAGAAAUUGCUAAAUGGCUGAUAGCAUUAUUUUAAAUUGUUCGGUUCUGGGGCACGAUAGAUAGCAGAGAGUUUUUCCACACUAUUUAUCAGUAGUUAUGUGCUGUUAUCCAUCUGACAAGAUUAAAUCUACUUAACAACUUGCAAGGUAACAGAAGAAAAAAUCUACUUACUCUCCCCCCACUUUAGGUACCUAGGUUUGAAGUUUAUGUAAUUAUUAUUAUUUAAAAAAAAAAUAUCUCCAUGUGUAUAAAAGCUUCAAGACUCCACUUUUAUAAAAUAAAGAAAAAACGAAAACCUAUGACUGCAAUAAAAGUGGCACACACAUUAAGCAAUUGACAACCAACUGAAUAGAUAUGUUUUCCUAUCUUAAAGGUGCAGAAAGAUCACAUACUCUAGCCCCACUAAUGCUUCAAAAAAUGUUUAUUAUUUAUAAUGUAUUUAUAGUUUAUAAUUUUAAGAAACCAUUUAGAGGUAAAGUCUUAAAUAUAAGUAGCAUCCAUUGUAGUUGAUAAUUCCAAAAUAAAAAAAAUGAACAAUAA